AGAUAAAUUGGGAGUAACACCGACUAGGGGCUUUUUCUAUCUAAGCAGAGGUCCCUGGGAAUAACAUUGUAUAAAAGUGACGGUAUCUCUUUAUCAUUCUUCCUAAUUCCCACAAAUAGAGAGCUGAGUAGCAUGCAAUGAGAAAAAAAACCAAAAACAAACGGAAAAAUAUGUGUGUUGUGGUCAAAGGUAAAGUCUUUCCUUUGCAGCCUUCAAUUUAAGAAGUCUGUGGGCAUGGAUCCCUGCCAGCAUCAUUAGCAACAGUGAUUCCCCGCUAACUGGUCCUGUUUCCUUUUCUAAUGGAUCACAGCACACCUAUGUGUCUUGCGUAUGCCACAUCUAUCAAAUUUCAUUGUAUUUAGCUCUUGGUAAUUUAGCAUUUGAUCAGCAUACCCCACAAACAAGUAUUUGAAGAUUACAGUAGCAAUAAGUUUAUGAGGAAAUAAUACAUGUUGUUGCAGCAGCCCUGAGUGAAAGCUACUAGUGAGGGUGUGUCUUGAAAAUACCAUAAAGCAGCCUAAUUUCCAAAGAUCCUAGCACUUUUAGGAAACAAUGAUCCUGUAAAGGUAUUGCCUGCUGAGCAUACACAAAGCACCCAAUGUGUUGAAAAAUCUCACCCAUCAACAGUACGUAAAAGCGUGGUUUGUGCUUUUGUCCCACUCUUGGACUGUCAACAGCUCCUUGUUGGGCAAAGCCCUAUGCUGUAGCUCCAUAGGAAAAGCUUGUCCCCAUAUCCCUAAAGGUAGGUUCGCUGUAGGAAACAGCCCUGGAGUUGUGCUGAACCUGUCUUGGCUGGUAUGUUUUACGCUAAGAGAGGGGAUGGUACAUGAGCAGCGGGACAGCCCGGGUCUUGGGAGACCAAGUGCAACCUGGCGCAGGCUUCCUGUGAAGUCAUUCUGCGUUUUUCUGCCACAGCUCCGCAAAAGGAAAAAAAAUCCCUGCCUUCCCUUACAGGACCUAUAGAAGGACCUAAGAUUUAGUGAAUAAAAUACAGACUUCAUUUAAAGCGUUCAACAGAGAGAUAUUUUUUCUCUCAAAUAUUUUCCCACAUGUUCUGAGGAGGAAAAUAUGGAUUGCAGUCAGCUGUUCUCUGAAAUUCCUCUUGCCCUGACUCAUUCUUGGAAGAGAAGCUGAUUCACAUCCAACUGUCUUGGAGGAAAAAUGCCAGCUUCUCUAAGAAAACUGAAGCAAAUGGCUGUUUUCAUGGGACUGUUCAGCAGCGGGGGAUGCAUCGUGAUGUAUAAUCUUAUGCAAAAGAGUUUUGCCAGGACCCAGUAUUAUCAACAGGCUUUGGAGAAAUUGAACAGCAGUCCCGAUGCACUGGAAGCUCUGGGUGCCCCCCCUCUUAAGGUUCACAACAUCCAACUGAUGGAUAGGAGUAACCUCGUGGACUCAGAAAGAGCACAGAUAAAGUUACCAGUAUCUGGAACAAAAUCAGCGGGGUACCUCUAUAUUAACUCAGAGAUGGACCACUCCCAUCAAUGCUGGUGCCUUCAGGAUGUCACCUUGAAACUGCGGGAUGGUCAGAAUAUUCCAGUUUACCACUCCCCCGUGGAAAGCAUCGGUGUGCAAGAAGGUUAAAAAAAAAAAAAAAUCAAAGGCAGCUGCUUCUCCACCUCCCCUUGGGCCGAAGGAGCCAUUAAUCGAUUGCAUCCCGCUGUGUCUGUGAAUGUCACUUGUGACAACUGUGCACAAUUUCACUUAAGUGGGUGCUUUCAAGACAAUUUUCUCUCUAAGACUGAUCUCAUUAUUGUCAUAAUUGUAAUUUCUUUCUUUUGCUGGUUUAUUUAUGUCCUCAGCAGAAGCCUAAAAUAAAUA
Grus americana (Whooping crane) is the source of this 1818-nucleotide messenger RNA. RefSeq names its product cytochrome c oxidase assembly factor 1 homolog. Gene Ontology annotation, biological process: mitochondrial respiratory chain complex IV assembly; mitochondrial respiratory chain complex I assembly. NCBI's taxonomy places the organism in Eukaryota, Metazoa, Chordata, Aves, Gruiformes, Gruidae. The transcript has 5 exons. Gene Ontology annotation, cellular component: mitochondrial inner membrane. The coding region runs from base 1162 to 1581 and encodes 139 amino acids. The record is from RefSeq and is a predicted model, not a curated record.